UCACACUUACAAGUGAAUUUUGAAAGUAUUUUCAGUAGAUUUUUUAAUUCGUCCUCAUGAUAAGACUCACGUAAAACGAAAUAAGAUGAGCACAUACAAAUUGAAGGGCUUUUUUGUGUUACUAUUUUUACUGGAAAAAAAGUUCCUUUGAGAAAAUUUCUUCUCUUGUCAGCAUCUCCUGGUGCUAGAAAUCCAGAAGAUCAAGAUGGUGGCCAAUACGUGGCUAGCACAAGACUAGUCCCAGUUCAGCAGUUUUGGAUGACAUCAAAUGGAAUGACCAAAUCUUGAUUGUUCGAAAAUUUGACUUUAUUCUCUGAGGUUAGCUAGGCUCAGUUUGUAGCGAGAAGGGUUUGAACCCUUACCAGAGGGAGCGGUCCGUCAGGAUGGCACCUAAUGAAACACAGAGGCCUUUUCUAUUAGUAUUAGCAAUAUUUAUUGGACUUGUGGAUUUCUCGUUAGCGCAAUGCGCUGGCUGUGCACCACCCUGUAUAUGCAAAGGACAAAAAGGUUUGCCGGGUGAGAUGGGUCUAACGGGCUUGCGAGGACCUGAAGGUUUACCCGGCUGGCCGGGCCAUGAAGGACCAGAAGGUUUUAAGGGACGUCGUGGUGAACCUGGUGAACCUGGGGCUCAAGGUCAAAAAGGAUUUAGGGGCGUUAAUGGAGAUGAUGGUUCUGUUGGUCUACCUGGUAUUGACGGUUCUCCUGGAUUUGAAGGUCCCGUUGGUCCAGAAGGUUUUCCAGGGUGUAAUGGAACUAAGGGACAACCAGGUCGUGCAGGUCAACCUGGCUCAUCAGGACUAAUAGGCCCAAAAGGGAUGCAAGGCAAACCAGGCCUAAAGGGUAUGCCGGGAGAUUCUGUUAGCUUCACUAGAGGUUUGAAAGGUGAACAGGGAGAUCCAGGACUUCCAGGGCCAAAAGGAUUUAAAGGAGAACCAGGGGAUGAAGGAUAUUACGGCCCCAAUGGUGACCCAGGCCCUCCUGGACCUAGAGGUUUGGAUGGCUUGAAGGGAGAAAGAGGUGAUAAAGGUGACGACAAGGAGGGCCCAAAAGGAAUAAAGGGCCCAAGGGGUGACCCUGGAGAUGACGGAGUGGCUGGGGUAGCGGGCAACCCUUUGAACAGCACCAUAACAAAAGGUCCCAAAGGCCCCCCGGGAGUAAUCGGCGAUAAAGGUCCCUUUGGAGACCGAGGUGAUAAAGGAAGGACUGGCUCACCGGGCCCUCAGGGAAACAAGGGCGACAAGGGUCUGCCUGGGGAGAAAGGACCUAAUGGUCGUAUGGGCAAACGUGGUAAACCAGGAACAACUGGUAGCUCUGGUCCAAAGGGAAUGAGAGGAGAAAGUGGUCUCCCGGGACUGGAUGGACUCCUUGGCAGAAAGGGCUUACCAGGUGAUCCAGGGGUGAAAGGGCAAGUUGGACGAGAAGGUGCAAGGGGUGAACCUGGUGAAUAUAUAGAAGGUGAAAAAGGUGCCCCGGGAUCAAGAGGUUUACAGGGAGAACCUGGUAAUAAAGGAUUACGUGGAAGGCAAGGAGAGGAAGGGUUUCCGGGGGAACAAGGAGAAGAUGGUGAUAUUGGUCCACCUGGACCGCCUGGUGAGCCUGGCAUUGAAGGAGAAAUUGGAAUAUCUGAAGAUGGAGACCCAGGAGACAGAGGACCAGAUGGACAAGCAGGGACAGACGGCAAACCAGGAUUUCCUGGCUUGCCUGGUGACCCUGGCAUGCCUGGUGAGCCAGGAGAUGAUGAGGUGGGAGAGGUGGGGGAACCUGGCCUAGACGGGAGGGACGGGGAGCCUGGGCUGCCAGGUCCUCAGGGUGACGCCGGCCCACCUGGUAUCAAGGGUCUGCCCAACAUUGGUUCCGAUGUCACUGGGCCUAAAGGUAUAAAGGGCCUACCUGGCCUUAGGGGUGACCGUGGCCCUCCAGGUAACGAUGGAGUGUUUGGAGAGGAUGGAGAAAAAGGUUCCCGGGGUGAAGACUGUGGGCUGUGUCCAGAUGGUAUCCCAGGACCAAAAGGUGACCCAGGAGAAGAAGGCUAUGUGGGCAAAGAUGGUUCCAGAGGUCCUAAGGGAAGACAAGGUGAAAGAGGACCUGUUGGUGACCCUGGUUUACCUGGGCAACCAGGGCUACCUGGACCUGCUGGGUUCCCAGGCAUGCCAGGCAGCUCUGGUGAUGAUGGUCCAAAAGGUCAACCUGGAAAUCAGAUACCAAUGGACAAUGUUGAACUCUUCACUGGGGAGAAAGGAGAUGUGGGUGAUAUUGGCUAUCCUGGACCGCCUGGUUUGGGAGGUGCCAUGGGUCCAGUUGGACUCUAUGGUCUUCCUGGAGCACCUGGACAGAAAGGUUUUCAGGGAGACGAAGGUCUCAUGGGUGAAGAGGGAUUGGAUGGUAGCAGAGGUUUUGAUGGGAUGCCUGGAAUGACAGGAGAGAAAGGUGACAGUAUUCAAGGACCCAAAGGUCCUAAAGGUAUAAAAGGUCGGGCAGGAUUUGAUGGAACAAAAGGACAGCCUGGUGCACAAGGUCCACCAGGAGACCCUGGACAUAAGCAAGGUGGGCUGAAGGGAGAAAGGGGUGAGAUGGGUGUGAUAGGCAUGGAUGGCAUUUCAGGAGAGCCUGGUGAACCUGGUGAGCCUGGAGAUGAAGGACCAGAAGGAGAGAUGGGCCCAAUUGGUCUGAAGGGUGAGCCAGGUUUCCCUGGAACUGAUGGCAUUGAUGGUAUCCAGGGGGAGCAGGGUCUCAAGGGCUAUCCUGGAAUUAGAGGAUUUCAAGGCCCUAAUGGCGUCAAGGGCUUUAAGGGGGAUCGUGGAGAUAAAGGGCCAGAUGGAGAGAUGGGUGAAGACGGUUUCAGGGGUCCAGAUGGACUUGAUGCAGAAAGCGGAAUAAAAGGAACAGAAGGAGACAGAGGAGUGGACGGUCAGAGGGGGUUACCAGGACCUGAUGGAGCUCAAGGUCCAAGGGGUCAGAUGGGAGAUAUGGGUAUUGAAGGAGAGUCAGGAUUGCCUGGUUUUGAUGGUUUAGCUGGCUCAGAAGGAGCAAAAGGUGAUCAAGGGGACAGAAGAAAUGGGCCCAAAGGUCUAAAGGGUUUUCCUGGUGAAGAGGGUCUACCAGGUGAGUCUGGCUUCCCUGGUGAAGAUGGAGAUUUGGGAUUGCCUGGCCAAGAAGGUCCGCCUGGACUUCCUGGCGCCAAAGGAUCAGCUGGCGAGCCUGGAGCUCUCGGAGAGCCAGGAGUGCCUGGAUUGCAAGGCUUGACUGGAGAAAUCGGUUUGGCUGGAUUUGAUGGUCCUAAAGGUCAGCAGGGAGAUCAAGGACCAGAUGGUGACUUUGGCAUGCCUGGUUUAAUAGGGAUUACAGGAGACCCUGGUCCUCAAGGUAGAAGAGGAGAUCGUGGUGAUAUGGGAGCACCAGGUUAUCCUGGACCACCUGGAAAACCAGGUGCAAGAGGUGAAAAAGGUUUCAGCGGCUUACCUGGGCUCAAGGGUGCUAAAGGUUUUACUGGAGAUGGUGGAAUGACAGGAGAUAUUGGAGAACCUGGCUAUGAUGGUGUAAAUGGUAGAGAUGGUCCAGAGGGCAGACCAGGGGAAAAGGGACAAAAGGGACUGCGUGGUGAUUCUAUUGCAGGUGAAACAGGUUUAAAUGGAGAUGACGGAUUUGAUGGAAUGCCUGGCCCAAAAGGUGCCAGAGGUCCAAAGGGUUAUAAAGGAGCCCGUGGAUUAGAAGGUCUCCCUGGUCUACCUGGACAACCUGGACUGGCUGGAGAAAAUGGUAUUGAAGGUAAAGACGGACUGCCAGGCAGUGCAGGAAGACCUGGGAUAGAUGGAGAUCCAGGACUUCCAGGUGAUCCUGGGCAAAAGGGUGAAAGUGGAUUAAAUGGAAUAGCAGGAGCAGAAGGACAACCAGGACCAAAAGGAUAUAGAGGAGAAAAUGGAUUGAUUGGGAUGCCUGGUAAAAAAGGAGAGCGAGGUCUUAUAGGUAUCCCAGGAUAUCCCGGUCUACCAGGACCCCCUGGUGAUGAUGGUAUUGCUGGCCCGGAUGGGGAUGAAGGAUUGCCUGGUGCAAGAGGAGACGCUGGGCUAGCAGGUCUUGCAGGACUGGAUGGAAUUGAUGGAGAAGAUGGAAUUCCUGGAAUACCUGGCGAUGAUAACGUACAAGGAGAUAGAGGAGAUCCAGGGGACCCUGGUCCUGUAGGUCGUAAUGGACAGGAUGCUGAACCAGGAUACCCUGGACCUCCUGGAGAUGAGGGAAUCCCUGGAAUAAGCGGAAUGGUGGGAGGCAUGGGACUAAUGGGAGAAAAUGGAAUACCUGGAGCUAAAGGUGCCAAAGGACCAAAGGGUGACAGAGCGAUAGGCUCAAAGGGUCAGAAAGGACUUGCUGGCAGCCCUGGACCUAGAGGAGAUGAGGGAAGACCUGGGCAAAAAGGAAGACCUGGAAUUAAUGGUCUCAGAGGCCUUCCUGGCAUUGAUGGUGAAAGGGGCUUCAGAGGACUAGAUGGCUGGCCAGGAGAACCAGGGAAACCGGGUCCACCUGGGGAAAAUGGUUUUGUGGGAGAGCCAGGUAUGGUUGGAGACCCUGGAGACUUUGGUGAUGAUGGUCCAGAUGGAUUUCCAGGCUUUCAAGGUUUUAAAGGUGAAAAGGGAUCUCCAGGACCAUUUGGAAUGCCUGGGCAAAAAGGCAGGAAAGGUGAUUUAGGUGAACCUGGUCUCGCAGGUCCUAAUAAUGUAAUAGAUGGUCCCAAGAAACCUGGAGAAAUCGGAGAGAAAGGUCGUAAAGGAUCUGCUGGUUUCAAAGGCAGUUCAGGGGAGAGGGGUCUAGAUGGUAUGGAUGGUAGGCCAGGUAUCCCGGGGAUGGUGGGGGAUGUUGGUUUAGAUGGUCUAUAUGGUCCUAAAGGCUUACAAGGCUUGAAAGGCAGACAAGGAACUGAUGGAUUCCCAGGAAGUGUCGGCACACAAGGAUUACCAGGCGAUCCAGGUGCUCCUGGAUCACCUGGUACUGGUGCAGGAAUCAUCUUCACCAGACACAGCCAAGAUAGCCAAAUACCAGACUGCCCACUGGGUACCAAUAAAUUGUGGGACGGCUAUUCAUUGCUCUUUGUCAUGGGUAAUGGACGUGGUCAUGGGCAAGAUUUGGGUACUGCUGGCUCCUGUCUCCGUCGUUUUUCAACCAUGCCCUUCAUGUUUUGUAACAUCAAUAACGUGUGCAAUGUGGCAUCUCGUUCGGACUACAGCUACUGGCUGAGUACACCACACACAAUGACAGCCUCCAUGGCACCUGUCACUGGUGAGGAGAUCCGACCCUAUAUUAGCCGGUGCAGUGUAUGUGAGACUCCAGCACCAAUUAUGGCAGUACACAGCCAGACAAUGAUGGUUCCAAGAUGUCCAGUGGGAUGGUCUGACGUUUGGAUCGGCUACAGCUUUGUUCUUAGCACUGGUGCUGGUUCUCAAGGUUCAGGCCAGGCUCUUGAGUCACCUGGUUCCUGUCUAGAAGAAUUCAGGUCGCAGCCAUUCAUUGAAUGCCAUGGCCGUGGCACAUGUAAUUACUAUUCUGCAUCAUACAGCUUCUGGAUAUCAACAAUAGAAGCUCAGGACCAGUUUAGGCAGCCCCUGUCAGAAACCCUCAAGUCUGGGGAUGUGCGCAGGAGAAUCAGCCGGUGUGUGGUGUGUAUUAAAGAUUUUACAACAGGCCCUCAGUUCUUUAGGAUGGUCAAGUGAUUGUAAUUAAGCAUUUAGUCAUUUUAUAAUAAUUUGUCCUCUCACUCAGCUUAAAGAUUAAUGCUUAUGUAUCAGUUUGCUGAAUGCUGUGGUUAAUUGUUGAGAAAGGAAGCUUGGCUCUUCUAGACAGGUGUUAAAAGCUCAUAUGAAAUUUGUCUCUAAUUUUUUGGGUCAGAAACCUUUUAUAGGAAUACUGUACCAUUUUCUAAAUUAAAAAAAGUUUUAUAGAUUUUCAAAGUUUGUACUUAUAAUGUUAACACUUUUUAACUUAACGGUUCAUGCAGGCUCAAGUACUUUAUAAACAACCUUUGUAUUAUACUGUUUUGUGUGAUGUUACAAUACAUAAUGUAUAUUAGAAUAAAUGUGGUGAGAAUUAGGGAAAAACAUUUUCCCUCAAUUCCAAAUGAAAACUGAUUUCAGUGGUGCUAUGUUUCAUUAAGUUAACUUUAUUUUUAACUUUCAAAAAUCUGUGUACAUUUUUAUUCAUUUGUUUUUUCUAUAUUCAUUAACUUUACGUAUUAGAAUUAUGAUAGUUAAAGACACUGUAUACCUUUUACCAGAUGUUAAAUAUCCAAGUUGUAUUUUCAUCAUAAAAUGUAACGUGAAUUACAUGAGCAUCUGAAAUAACUAACCUGUUAUGAGUGCCUUAUACUGUGAAUAUAAAUGAAAUAUGCAUUUAUCCAUUUAAAUUGCUUGUAAUAUUUCUAAAUGAGAAGAACUUUUUAAAAGAAAUAAAUAACUUGUUUAAAAACAUAAGG
Molecule: messenger RNA, 6457 nt
Organism: Physella acuta
Lineage: Eukaryota; Metazoa; Mollusca; Gastropoda; Physidae
Product: collagen alpha-5(IV) chain
Cellular component (GO): collagen trimer
Molecular function (GO): extracellular matrix structural constituent
Source: RefSeq, a predicted model, not a curated record